AUGGCGUCUACCGAACUUGGUGAGAACUUUGGAGAAACUUAUCAAGAAUUUCGAGAAAUUCAGGUUAAGAAGAGAGAUACCUGUCAUAGCCUGGCCCCACUCCAGGACGGAUAUGAUUAUCAAAAAGCUAAAAGGAAAAACAAAAGAAAGAAACGUUCCAAACACUCACCAUCAGCUGAGAUGACAGCCAAGAGGAUCUCACGAACAGCGCUAGAUACAAUGAGAUUGCGUACCAUACGCAAAAUACCAUCUAUGAGCACUUGUACAUGGCAACUCAUCUCAGAAGAAAUAGAAACUCAAAUGUCAAAAAUAGAACUGGAAGAGACAUGUACGAGGGUAGAGACAGGAGUGCAAGAAGUAAUUCAGAAAUCGGAAUACCAAGCUCUGGAUACAUCGUUAACAAAUGACGGUCUUAAUGGAAACACGGUCGUAGUAGAUGCGCCAGAGGAGGAAGAACAAAGUAAAGGGAAGAACAGAAAUGACCCCACUGGGGCAACACAGACACUCUCUCUUUUUCAUAAAACGGAGGAGGAUAAUACCAAACUAAUACAAAAAUACAAACAGGACCUUGAAAUGUACGACAAGCAACUCAGACAGCAAAUUCAAGAAUGCAAAGCAGCACUCCAGCAAGGUUCUCACAUAGAAAUCUACGACAAAGGAUGUGAAAUUCAUUCCCAAAUAAGUUUCCCUGUAAAAUCUGUCCUGGGUACUGCCAGUUUCACUCCAAACAAAAAUCCUCAACAUCACCUAGAACUGGCCUUUGGGAAAAUUACUGCGUUAUAUCAAGGUCAAGCUUCAACUGACCAGGACGGGUCAGUCAGAACAUCUGGUGGUCAGAAACCAUCCUCUACAUCACAACAGUCAGAACCAAAAGGAAAGAAGGCAGUGACUAUGUACAAACUACUGCCACAGACCAAAGUGUUGGAGGAGUGGGAGUCUCCCGUUGGUAUUGAUUCCAUAUGCCCCACCAUUGAUGGUCAGGUGUGGACCAGUGUGUGUUACAGUAAAACAUUAACUCUCCUGGACAGGAGGGGGAAAGUAAUACAAGAGGUCAAACACAAAACUAAAAUCAACAACCUAAGUAUGUCACCAACAUCACAAACAUUGUGGGUCUGUGAUACAGAAAACAACAUCAUGGAGCUGGUAUCAGGACAACUGUCACACAGAUUCAGCACCAAGGAGAGACCCAUGUGUACCUGUGUUACUGCCAGUAACUAUGUCAUUGUGGGGAUGACCAACAACAUCUCCAAAUUUACCACACAAGGUCAAAUGGUACUGACUAGAAGUUCUACAGGGAUUGGGAAGCCAUUAGUGUGUUCACCAUGGAGGAUCUCAGAGUGUCCUGUCACUCACAAUAUCGCAGUGGUUGAUAGGAAUUAUAAGGGUGAUGGUGGAGCUGAACCAUUCAACCCCAGGAGUGUGGUGUAUGACAGUGUGGGAAACAUUAGCAUAGGGAACUUAAACAACAACAGACUCCUACUCAUCAGUGGACGUUGGGAGUUCCUCAGGAUCAUACACACAGACGCAAACUGUGCAUGGGCUGUAGGUGUAGACAGGGAGGAUGUCCUGUGGGCAGAGUUUGGUUUGAGGAAUGUUAAACUACUACAGUACAACAGUGUGCGACUCCUGUGA
Molecule: messenger RNA, 1632 nt
Organism: Mizuhopecten yessoensis (Yesso scallop)
Lineage: Eukaryota; Metazoa; Mollusca; Bivalvia; Pectinida; Pectinidae
Exons: 4
Coding region: 1-1632 (543 amino acids)
Source: RefSeq, a predicted model, not a curated record